Molecule: messenger RNA, 4413 nt
Organism: Acanthochromis polyacanthus (spiny chromis)
Lineage: Eukaryota; Metazoa; Chordata; Actinopteri; Pomacentridae
Product: homeobox protein Hox-B3a
Exons: 4
Coding region: 3556-4389 (277 amino acids)
Biological process (GO): regulation of transcription by RNA polymerase II
Cellular component (GO): nucleus
Molecular function (GO): DNA-binding transcription factor activity, RNA polymerase II-specific; RNA polymerase II cis-regulatory region sequence-specific DNA binding
Source: RefSeq, a predicted model, not a curated record
CUCGCCAGGCUCGGGGAUUGGUCGCUGGCGGUCAUGUGGACAGCAGGAAUGGGAACUUAUUUCCCAUGAGGUUAUAUUGCAGCUGCUGUUUUCCAACCGCUCCAUUCACUUAACAGUAGUAACACAACCUUUUUCUUGGCUCUUUGUAUAUGCAAGAGGCGUGCGGGGUGUUGUGGUGAGGAGCCGGCCGCUGCGUACGUGCGUAAUUCUCUCCCCAAAAAAAAAAGAAAAAAGAAAAACAGGCUGUGCGCGACGCCACUGUGCGCCAUGUUAAUGUGGCUGCACUUGUGUGGCUUUAUGUUCGUGAAAAUGAGGGAUGACCACACUCCUGGAUGGAGGGAUUACUUUGAUGAAAUCACUUAAACAAGAAUUUGGACGGUGGGAGAGGAGUGGCGGGCGCAGAGAGGAGCUUCGGCGGAGUGGCAGCCACACUGGAAAUGAUGGAUUAUCAACAAAGCCGAGGAGGAGUUUUAGUUCAGCGAAGGGUGGGAAACGUGAGGAGGACCUCGACAAACGGCUCCAACGGACCGACGGCAGGCUGGACCGGACCGGACGGAGCAGCUGAGGAUGAGAUCGAAAAGGAAAAAGUAAGUUUGGCAAAGUUAUUCCUGCAGGAGGGAAGUUUGUGGGUUGAAUUUGAGGGUACAAAUACUCAGCAGGAGAGGCACAAACAGCUAGUGAAUUGUUUAUAAUGAAGUAAAAGGCAGAUAUAAGUGUUUAGACUUUAUAGAAAAGCAUACAUUGCAUUUAUAUUGUGUCAUCUAGCACCAAAAUCUGCUCUAUCUGUGCAUUUGCUGCUUUAAAUGCCAAAUAAUCGCUUGCUGAUGUCGAUUUUACAGCUUUCUGCCAUUUUUUCCCCCACUGUAAACUUAUGUUUUUUCCAAUCUAUGUUGUUUAUUUAUUUGUGCAUGAGCUUAUUUAGUGGCUUUCCUGUGUCAUCUGUGGGAAAUCCAGUCGCUGCCACUGUUGAUUCAACUGUCUCUGAAUUAAUUCGGAGCAAUAAAUCCCCUCCUCUGCGGACACGUGGUCCCUGCAGCUAAUUGACAAGAGAGGCUGCACAGCGCUGCAUUUGUCAGCAGGCCUGCAGACUGAAUGGAAGGAGGUGGAAGCAGGGGGGAGCGUAGGGGUGAGGAGAAAGGGGGGAGGGAGUGUCCAUCACGGAGCAGACAGGCGGCCUGAAGAGUGGGGAGUGAUGGGAUGUAAAGUGCAGCUCGGGGAUGUUGUCAUACGUGAAGGAUGGCUGGGGUUCAGACGUGUGUUUAUAUGUACGUUGUGUGUCUUUAUUCAGCAGCAGAGGCUUAUCAGCUCCAAGCAUCUGCACCCCCAGCCUCCCCCAAACCGGCCUCCUCCCCAUAUAUCAGUUUAUUUGUUUAAACAGCGCACUUAUUGCUGAUUUUCUUUGUGUUUUUAUAGCACUUUUUAUUGGCUAUCGCAAAGAUUUAUGGAGCCAUAAGUCACCACACGUGUAUCCAGCAGUACUGCACUUAAAGUACACGAGUAUUUCUGCGUUCUCGUACUUUAUACUUCAUUACCUUAAAUAGGGAAAGGUUUUCAUUCUGCUACAUUAAUCUGAUAACUUUGCAAAUUCAUAUGUCAAGAUAUAACCAAGAUAUUAUUUCCAAACUUCAGAUAAAACCUCAUUGGUCAGUAUGCAAAGUAUUUAGAAUUCGGCCAAAUUUGCGACCUUAAAGUGAGGCUUGCACCUAAAAGCAAGAAAAAUGACAGCAUAAUCCAACAUAUUCUGAAAUCCUCAGACAUUUUUCAUGCCAAUACUUUUUGCAUUACAAAUAAGUAACAGAUGUCCCAUUCUGCAAGGGGAAAAAUGUUAGAAAAACACAGUUUAAAACCACAAACUGCAGCUUCCUCUGAUUAAAAAGAAACUUGGUAGCUCAAGGCCCAUUUAGUGCAAAUUUCCAGCACUUUCAACCACAUCUUGUGGGCUUCCUGAGCAUAAGGAGAACUAAUACGUCUAGGUAGAGCGAUUAAUUAUCAACCAGAAAAUUAAUCUGCAACCAUUUUGAUAAUUGGAGUCAUUUUAAAAGAGAAAAAAGCCAAAAUUCUGAUAUUCCAGCUUGUUAAGAGUGAAUAUUUUCUGAUUUCUUUCCCAAAUUAUGACAGUAAAUUGAAUAUUUUUGGGUUAUGGACAAAACAUAACAUUGAAAGAUGUCAUCUAAGGCUUUUUUCACUAUUUUCUUACAUUUUACAGACCAUAUGACUAAUCUAGAGCUUUACAGACAGCAAAAAUACUCAUUAAUUGCAGUCUGCAGCUCUUCCUACAAAGACUGAGCAUGUUUUCAGGGAUGUAGCAUUAAAUUAUAUGCAUCUGUACCUAAUAAAUUGCCACCUAACGCCUAUUUGCACGUUUUUCUGCAGAAAUCCCACUUGCCCUGUGCACAAAAAGACCAUUUCCCAUCUCAAACAUGUGAUAUUUGGAUUUUUCCCCCUCAUGCAUCACAGAUCAAACACGUCCAUUAGCAUUAAUUAACGCCACUCAGUUAAAUAUUACCUCCAGGAGCCAAUCAAAGCGAUCGAGCAAAAACAAGCGAAGAUGAGAGAUCAAAGCGGCACCAAUCGAUGCGCACGCAGGCCUCAUUACAGCAUCAACUUGUGCUGCUGACCGCUGUCUGUCUCUGCUUCAACAUGCCUCCAUCUGAUCACUCAUUUAAAUUAGAGACGAGCAGAAAAAAAAGAAACAAUCUCAUUACAUAAAGAAGAUGUGAUGCAUUCGGUGCAUGUGUGGAACCUCAGACUGAACACUGAUAGCUUCUCUUUUGCCUCAGUAAUUUAUGGCAUCUCUGGCUUCCUGGUCUGAAUUUAUUGUCCCAGCUUUGCACCACUUCCCGGGAUUGUUUGAGCUAAACAGAGACGUGUGAUUUCUGGAGGGGGGUUUCAAAUCCCGCGCAGCAGCCUUUUUUGUAUUAUUUCAAUUCAUUCUCGUGGCGUGUUUUCCUAUAAAAGGCCGUUUUCUUUAUCUAAACCCACUUCAGAGGGAGUUUAGUGGCGAAAAUCUGUCAGCAUUCCUGCCCUCUUAAUGUUUUUGGAUUUUCACUGCGCUCUAAUUGCCAUUCGCGGUAUAGAAACGCGUAAAAAAAGAGCCCCCUUUCUUAUCUUUAUCGCAGGGCUAUUACCAUAUAUGAGCUUGCAUGAUCAGCAGAAAGGCUUUCUUUUUUCCACGCACACACACACACACACACACCCACGCCCUGACACUGUGUAGCAGAAAUGCUUUGCAGGGCGGUGUGAGCUGCAGGAAACACUGUCCACUCUGGCUUCACCUCCCCAAAGCCACAUCACCAAAACCCAGCAGCUCCAUCCUCAGCGCGCCCGGGCUUUUUUCCCUUCCUCUCUCUUUCUUUCUUUCUCUCUCUGCAGGGAUUAUUCUAAUCUGGGAGAUUUUCCAGAAAGGUGAGAGGAGCCGCCAGUGUUUGUUUCCGCGAGGAUUGACUGUGGCUUGUGAAGGCCAGAAGCCCUCGGCUCUCUGGAAACCUGCCAUGUGACAUUUGGCUGCCUGCGCUCCGCCAGAAGGUCAGAGGGGGCCCCGGUGAUGCGCAUUUAAUGGAAAUGCAGAAGAGCAGCAACAACAACAGCAUCCACCACCACGACGACUCGUUCUUCAGCGAGUCUCUGGAUGGUGUCAGUGCGUUUGGCUGCGCUCAUCACCACCAAACACUGACGCACCAGCAAUUGGCGCAAGUGGAGACGUUUGAGCGCACGUUUCCCCGGAGGUCAAAGCAGCAAAACCCCAAGUCUAGCAUGAGCAAAAAGAUUUUCCCCUGGAUGAAAGAGUCCAGACAGUCAAAUCAGAAACCCGGAAGGAGAAUGGCAGACUGCGCCGAGAAGUGUCCGAGCUCAAGCCCGGCCUCCAAGAGGACGCGCACCGCGUACACGAGCGCGCAACUGGUGGAGCUGGAGAAGGAGUUCCACUUCAGCCGCUACCUGUGCAGGCCGCGGCGGGUGGAGAUGGCCAGCCUGCUCAACCUCCACGAGAGGCAGAUCAAGAUUUGGUUCCAGAACCGCAGGAUGAAGCAGAAGAAGGACGAGAGGGUUCAGGGCCUCUCCAACACCAACACCAGCUCCUCCUGCUCGCCCCCGUCCUCCCCCUCCGCCCCGGGCAGCCCCACUCUGUCCAGCCUGGGUUAUGUUCAUCUGGGCGGGGAUUACCAGCCGGCCUCCCCUCCGCUCAAGUCCCACCAUCACCACCACCAGCAGCAGCAGUCCACGUACCCGGCAGAAUACCCUAAAUAUCCAGCUCAAGGCUUCACGCAGUUUGACGGGCAGUUCACCUCCUCACACACACCGAACCCAAACCAUCUGAGCGGCUCUUACUUCUCUCAGAGCUGCAAUCCUCAGGACAGAAUCAUGCAGGCUCCAAAACUGACUCAUCUGUAGCAUCUGUGGGUCUGUGACUCCACA